AUGGAAGCGGCAAAUGCUAACCUCAAUCUGGAGGAGGUUACGCAAAACGUGGCUGAGAAACAUAACCUCAAACUGGUUGAGGUUAUCCAACAAGCGGCAGAAACACCCAUGCCUUCUUCAAGUGGGACAAGCUACAACGCGGUGAGCAAACCUAACCUCACUCCUGCUAAGGUAUCCGACAGUGUGGCUAAUCGGCUAGCCAUUAUGAAGCGGCGGCAGGAGGCGGAGAGGAAACGGAUGGAGCUCGAGUUGCAGCUGAAGUUUGUGAAGGAGGAGGAGGACUUGUUGUCCGAGGAGUUGGGUGUGAUUGCGAUUUCGGGAGCAUCGACUGUGAAACUGUCCCGGCCGGAUGGAGAAUCGAUGCGAGGCUCGCAGCAGGAUGAGCGUGGUCCCGCCCCGCGACUGGAAAGUGUUCAUCGAAACGUGCCAACCGAAUUACCCGAGUUUUCAGGGGACCCGGCGGAAUGGCCCGUAUUUAUUGCGCACUACGAUUACACAACGGAGAAAUGUGGUUUUUCCAACUGGGAAAACAUGAUACGGCUGCAGAAGGCGCUCAAAGGACCUGCGCUAGAAGUUGUGCGAAGCCGUUUAGUGCUACCGGAGGUGGUGCCACAAGUGAUUGCGACGCUGCGAUCGCGCUAUGGUCGGCCGGAACAUCUCAUUUCAGCGCUGAUUGGGAAAAUGCGUCGGAUGCCUGCACCUUGCAGGGAGAAGCCCGAUACUGUUGUGGCGUUCGGCGAGGCAGUGCGGAGCAUGGUAGAUCACAUGCAGGCUGCUGGUCUACGGGCACACUUGACCAACCCGUUGCUGCUGCAAGAGAUCGUGGAAAGGUUGCCGACGAGCGAGCAGUACAGCUGGGCACGGCACAUACGAGGCGUGACGGAACCGGAUCUUAUCGUGUUUGGCGAAUUCAUGACGGAAUGGAUGGACGAUGCUGAAACGUUAACCAGGCUGGAUUCACCCUCAUUGAAAGCAGUAGACAGGAAGAAACCUAACACCAAGGGUUACGUGCAUGCGCACGUGGAAAACCAGGGAGCGACCACAUCGGGAACAAGAGCCAUCCAGGUAGGACAAUCUUGUUUUGAUUUGUCUUGUAACAAACGGGGACACCUUGUGAGCAAAUGCUUCGCGUUUGGAGCAAUGGCGGUGAAGGACCGCUGGCGGAAGGCCCGUGCACUUUCUUUAUGUUUUAGCUGUCUGGAGCGGCACAACUGGCGGACGUGCCAAAACAGAGCGGUUUGCAGCAUUGGUGGGUGCACGCGCCGACAUCAUGCGUUGCUACACGGCGCUGAGGAGUCUCGCGAGAUCGGCAGCGAGCAGAAUAAUAUAGAAAGCCGUGAAGGAGGAAUCGAUGGUGGUGUCAUUGCGGAGAGUAACCAUCACCAAUACGUGUCAUCAUCAUCGAAGGCGCUAUUUCGAAUAGUGCCUGUCACCGUGUAUGGACCGGCUGCUACGGUGACGACGUUUGCGUUUUUGGAUGAAGGCUCGUCCAUGACGCUGGUGGAUGACGAUUUGGCUGAACAAUUAGGUGUUGAGGGCAAGGUGGAGCCACUUUGCAUCCGUUGGACAGACAACACUACAAGGGUCGAGGCUGGAUCCAGACGAGUAAACCUGAAGGUGGGACCUGUUGGUUCUACAAAGCGGUUUGCCAUCCACUCGGUACGGACUGUGCCAGGGCUAAACCUACCUCGACAAUCCUUCGUGCAGGACGAAGGGAGAUGGCAACAUUUGGAGCGGCUACCGAUUCGGCAAUAUCGGGAUGCGGAACCCAAGCUGCUUAUUGGGUUGGACAAUUUGCGGUUGGCGGUCCCUCUCAGGACUAAGGAGGGAGGCGUUGGUGAUCCAAUCGCAGUAAAGACACGCCUUGGGUGGUGUAUUUACGGAAAACCGGCGAAUCUGGAGUGUGAACGGUUGUUGCAUAUUUGCGAGUGCAACGACCAAGGUAACAUUCACGAGACGAUUCGGGAAUAUUUCGACAUGCAGUUGAUUGGUGCUGCACACGGCGUCGAACAGGAUCCAGAUGAGCGGCGUGCGAAGCAGAUUCUGGACACUACCACGGCACGAAUCGGGAAGCGAUUCGAAUCGGGAUUACUGUGGAGGAAAGAUGACAUCGAGCUACCUCCUAGCAUCGACAUGGCGCGUCGUAGGUUCAAUUGUUUGGAGAGGAGGAUGGAGCGAGAUGGACAUCUUAAGGAACAAGUACAUCGCCAGAUUCGAGAUUUGUUGAGCAAGCAGUACGUUCACAAGGCUACGUUGCGUGAGCUGGAGGAGGCUGACCAGCGACGCGUAUGGUACCUACCAAUAGGGGUGGUUACCAACUCAAAUAAACCUGGAAAGGUUCGGCUGAUUUGGGACGCGGCAGCUAAGGCGCAUGGAACAUCGUUGAACGACAUGCUGCUGAAGGGACCAGACGAGCUGAGCUCGUUACUUGGCGUACUCUUCCGAUUUCGUCUGUACGCAGUGGCGGCGUGUGCAGACGUGAAGGAGAUGUUUUUGCAGAUUAUGAUACGAAAGGAAGACAAACACGCGCAGCGUUUCUUGUGGCGUUACGAACCAACGGACGAGUUGGAAACCUACAUCGUGGAUGUUGUAAUGUUCGGGUCUGCGUGUUCACCCGCAACGGCGCAGUAUGUCAAGAACCGAAACGCUCGAGAGCACAUGGAACAACUCCCACGAGCGGUGGAGGGAAUUAUUGAAAGCACUUACGUAGAUGACUUUCUGGACAGCUUCGAGACGGAAGAAGAAGCAUGUCAGGUAUCCCAUGACGUAAGGGAGAUUUUUAGGAACGGCGGAUUCGAGUUGAGGAAUUGGACCUCAAACAGUAUGGAAUUGAUGAGAUGCCUUGGCGAAGCAAAUGGCGACAUCAAAUGUUUAUCAUCCAUGGGAGAUGAGGCGGAACGAGUAUUGGGAAAGCGAUGGAACCCUGCAUCUGACGAGCUUGGAUUUUGCACUAGGGCGUGCACGACGGUGUCUGACCUCUUGAUAGCAGAGAGGAUUCCAACGAAAAGAGAGGUAUUGCGAUGUGUGAUGUCCCUUUAUGAUGCUCUUGGGCUGCUUGCGAUGUUCGUGAUCUACGGCAAGAUCCUGAUACAAGAUCUUUGGCGAACUGGCACGCAGUGGGACGAAGAGAUUAACGACAUGCAGUUGAGACAUUGGCGUAGAUGGAUUGAUCUGCUUCCGGCAAUAGCAGACCUACGCAUUCCGCGCAGUUACUUUGCGGCAGCAUCGAAGAAGAUGUACGAGAAUGGCGAAUGGCAUUUGUUUGUCGAUGCAAGUCAGCACGCUUAUGCAUGCGUCUUAUAUCUGAGGAUAUUUGAUGAUGCUGGAGAACCUCAGUGUACACUCAUCGGUGGGAAAGCUAAGGUGGCGCCACUGAAGCCACUUACUAUUCCGAAGCUUGAGCUUCAGGCUUGCGUGUUGGGAGCGAGAUUUUUACGCUACACGCAGGAGCAUCAUCCGAUUAAUGUGAGACGACGAGUGCUUUGGUCGGACAGCACAGUUGCGUUGUCGUGGAUAAGGUCGGAUCCAAGAAACUACAAACCCUUCGUGGCUCAUAGGGUGGUCGAAAUACUGGAGAGCACAUCGGUUGACGAGUGGAGAUGGGUGCCUACUGACCACAACCCGGCAGACGAGGCCACGAAGUGGAAGGGAAAGCCGAAUUUCGACUUUGGUGGCAACUGGUUUCAAGGGCCAGAGUUCUUACUCCAUGGGGAGGAUGAUUGGCCAUCACAGAGGCACAACAGCGACAACCCGUCAGAAGAAAUACGACAGGUAAAUCUUCACGUGGAAGACUCUAACACCGGACUAUUACCUAUCCGGUAUGAACGUUUCAGCCGAUUGGAGAGGCUACAAAGGAUGAUUGGUUGGAUUGUCAGGUAUGUGGGCAAUCUGAGACGAAAGUAUCGUGGCGAACCUAUUUUAGGAGGUGUUCUACGACAAGAAGAACUCUAUGAAGCGGAUAAGAUUCUGUGGAGGCAGACACAACUCGAGUACUAUCCGGAAGAAGUUCGCAUUCUGAGUUUGGACGAUAACGAUGGAAAACCUGGAGGAAGAACGGUAUCAAAGCAAAGCCACAUUUACCAUCUAUUGCCGUUUGUGGACGAUGAAGGCGUAUUGCGAAUGCGAGGAAGGAUAGGUGCAGCGGCUGAUGUUCCUUAUUCUGCUAAGUAUCCCGUUAUACUGCCGAGGGGUUCCCGACUGGCUGAGUUGAUAGUAGAGCGGUAUCAUCGAUUGUAUCGUCAUGCGAACAACGAAACAGUGACGAAUGAGUUACGGCAACAAUUUCAGAUCCCGAAGCUGAGAGCGUUGGUAACGAAGACGGUGAAGAACUGUGUCUUCUGUAAGAUCAGGCGGUCACUACCACAAGUGCCGCCAAUGGCACCGUUACCAAAGGAGAGGCUCACGCCCUUUGUUAGGCCAUUCAGCUACGUCGGGCUGGAUUACUUUGGACCAGUGUUGGUCAAGAGAGGAAGAUCGAACGAGAAGCGUUGGAUCGCUUUAUUCCCGUGUUUGACUGUGCGCGCGAUUCACUUGGAGGUGGUGCACAGUCUAUCGACGGAAUCGUGCGUGUUGGCGGUUAGACGAUUUGUGGCUAGAAGAGGUGCACCGGUAGAAAUCUUCAGCGUCAACGGGACCAAUUUCUUGGGUGCUAGCAGACAACUGCGGAGGGAGAUCGAGGAGCGCAAUGAAACUCUGGCGGCGAUUUUCACGAAUGCGCACACCCGUUGGACCUUCAACCCACCUGGCGCUCCACACAUGGGCGGCGUGUGGGAGCGUAUGGUACGCUCUGUAAAAGCGGCGAUUAGCACGGUGAUGGAGGCAAAGCACGCACCCGACGACGAGACGUUUGAGACAGUGAUCUUAGACGCAGAGGCGAUGAUCAACUCUAGACCGUUGACUUAUGUUCCCUUGGACCCGGAGAACCAAGAGCCAAUCACACCGAAUCAUUUCCUGUUGGGGAGAGCUUCAGGUGUAAAGCAGCAGCCAGUGUUACCUACGAACUAUAGGGAUAGCUUGAAGGGAAAUUGGAAGUUAGCGCAGCAUAUGCUCGACGGAAUAUGGAGGCGGUGGAUUAAGGAAUAUUUACCGGUGAUCUCGCGGCAGAGUAAGUGGUUUGAAAAUGUGCGGGAAAUUAGGAAAGGAGAUUUGGUACUGGUAGUGGACGGAACAAUCAGGAACCAGUGGAAGAAAGGAAUAGUUGAGCGAAUUAUGGCAGGACCUGAUGGUCAUAUAAGGCAAGCGUGGGUACGCACCAAUACAGGAGCAGUUAGGAGGCCAGUAGCUAAGCUAGCACUGCUCGACAUAGCAACUUAG
This is a messenger RNA of Anopheles coluzzii, 5313 nucleotides long. RefSeq lists its product as uncharacterized. NCBI's taxonomy places the organism in Eukaryota, Metazoa, Arthropoda, Insecta, Diptera, Culicidae. The record is from RefSeq and is a predicted model, not a curated record. Gene Ontology annotation, biological process: DNA integration. Gene Ontology annotation, molecular function: nucleic acid binding. Bases 1 to 5313 code for a protein of 1770 amino acids. The transcript has a single exon.